Daldinia vernicosa is the source of this 1401-nucleotide messenger RNA. Its product is annotated as Aldo/keto reductase. Gene Ontology annotation, cellular component: cytosol. The record is from RefSeq and is a predicted model, not a curated record. The coding region runs from base 219 to 1283 and encodes 354 amino acids. Gene Ontology annotation, molecular function: aldose reductase (NADPH) activity. Lineage: Eukaryota; Fungi; Ascomycota; Sordariomycetes; Xylariales; Hypoxylaceae. The transcript is spliced from 2 exons.
GGUGAAAUCUCUGUGAUAACUAUUCCCCUUCUCAUUGUUGCUUCCAAACUAAAUUGCCCAAGACGUGCUACGAAUAAGGAACUCUCGUGGAUGAGGGAACCAAGGGAAGCUGCUUACAAGCAUUAACCGUGUCCUUGAUAGUCAAGUUGUAACAGCUAGCAGACAGUCUGCUGCAGACUGCCUACCUGUCUCCCAGCAAGAAGACUUCCUGGGUAGGUAUGUAUUGGAACAGUCGCAAUGGUCGACUGCUGGGUGUAGCAACGUUCCCUCUCUCGUCUGCCUGUAUCCCAUGCGGUGUAAAGUAUCGCAAUCCAAUCAUAAAAUGCUCGCGCUAUAGACGAGUCAACCCAGCGUUGACCCAGCAAAUUCUCAGACUGAGCUCCUUCGCAAUGGAGAAGAAAUCAGCACCAAUGCCCAAGUUGUUGUAUGGGACAGCCUGGAAGAAAGAUGCCACGGCCGAUCUCGUGUUCUUAGCCCUGAAGACCGGAUUCAGGGGUAUCGAUACAGCAGCUCAGCCGCGACAUUAUAGAGAGGAUCUAGUCGGGGCCGCUGUUAAACAAGCAAUAUCAUCGAAUAUCGUAAAGCGGGAUGAUUUGUUUGUUCAAACCAAAUUCACUUCGGUAGACGGUCAAGAUCCAAAUAACUUACCUUACGACCUGAACGCCCCCCUAGAAGAACAAGUCCACUCCUCUGUAGCGUCAUCUCUUAACAAUUUCCGCUACUCAGACUCAGAGUCAGACGAGCCCUAUAUUGAUAGCUUGGUUCUGCACUCUCCCCUUCGUACGCUUGCAGAAACGGCCAUAGUGUGGGAAACGCUGGAAACAUAUGUGCCGCACAAGAUCAGACAGCUGGGGAUCUCUAACGCGCCACUGGAAGUUGUUGAUUACCUAAACACCAACCCUGAUAUUAUCGUUCGUCCGGCCUGCGUACAGAACCGCUUUUACCCAGCUACGCAUUGGGAAGUAGAUCUGCGAGCUUACUGCCGAGAAAUGGGCAUCGUUUUCCAAGCGUUCUGGACGUUAUCGGGGAAUCCUCAGCUUCUAAUGAGUACAAACGUCCAUACCCUAGCUACGAAGGCGAACGUCGAGCUGCCCGUUGCAUUGUAUGCGCUUGUGCUUGGUCUCGGAGGUACAUCGAUUCUCGACGGGACGACUAACGAGGCACAUAUGAAGAGCGACCUAGAGGGUAUUGACACUGUGAGUGCGUACGCACGGAGCAAAGACGGCCAACACGUCUGGUCAGAGUGUCUAUGCAAUUUCAAGAAGCAGAUCGGAGAGAAAUGAUAAAACCGACAUGUAUUAUAUCAUAUUGACAAGAAACUCUACAGCGGCUGGGAAAAGGGGGGCAGACUAGGUACCUACCUAUGUAGUAUCAAAUCAAGGCACUAAAAUGGCGAAGGCC